This is a messenger RNA of Fusarium odoratissimum NRRL 54006, 465 nucleotides long. RefSeq lists its product as uncharacterized. The record is from RefSeq and is a predicted model, not a curated record. The coding region runs from base 1 to 465 and encodes 154 amino acids. Lineage: Eukaryota; Fungi; Ascomycota; Sordariomycetes; Hypocreales; Nectriaceae. The transcript has a single exon.
AUGUGGUGUUACGACGAGGUGCCUUCUGCGACACAUCGGGUGACCGACUGUGACCCCGUAUUCCAGUCAACUGUUGCCGGUUACGUCCCUCACCAAUUCCUCGCUUAUCAACUGCCAACGAAAUCUCUUACGGAUAGCAGAGUUGACUGGCAAAUCUUUUGUACAUACCUACAUACCACCGGAUCUCGUGGGACAAAUGUGCUGGAGGGCGGGUUCUCGUCGAGUGUUCGCGGCAAGGUGGCUGUAUUCUAUCUUCUAAUGCUACUGAUACCUACUCGUUUGAAGCAAUCAACAAUAAUCAUCUACUCGAAAUCUCAUUCCAGAAACAAACUACAGCAUGAUGAAACCCUUAACCUGAAGAGGCGCCUACUGAUUUCAUGUCUAUUAUGGCAGUUACUUUUACAUGUAUAUCCCAUCUCUAAGAUUUCAGGAAUGCGUGCCGUAGAAUACUCAUACAUGCCAUGA